GUGUGUUGAAGUAAAAAAUUCAAUUUAUCAUUUUGGAUUGAAGUUAGCUUGGAAAUGAAUCAUUUGAAUAACUUUGUAUAAGUGAAGGAGGAACAGCUGGCCUAAAUUUGCUCUGCAUCUGCCGGACAGCAUCUUAAGUUUGUAAUGAUGCUGAAAUAAGCUGAGACAAAAUGUUCUUUAAUGCGUAUGAUCUUCCCUAUUUUCCAUGUUGGGUUGAUCGAUGGAAGAUAUGUCUAAUUUCUUGUUAGAAUGUGGAAUCUUGAGUCUUUUGCCAAUCUGAACUUUGACGUUCAUGCCAUUGGUUGAUUUCUAAUGAGUGGUUAGGCCGCCCCACCCAUUAGAUGCCUUGAACAACCGGUUGAUGACAUUGCUCCAGGGGUUCUAUAAAUUGUGGAACACAAGGCAGUUGGAGCAAGAAAGGAAGCACUUGAAGAUGGGUAAUGCUAUAACAUUGACAGUCAUACUAAUUCUUUUCUGUGGAUCAGCAUAUGGAAAGAGAUCAAUGCUAUAUUCAGUGAAAGGUCUGGAUGUUGUGACUGCGUUGGCCCCAUCUGCCAGUGAUGGGAUUUGCAAAACACUAGUGGAGAUACACGGCUAUCCUUGUGAAGAACAUACGGUAACUACACAAGAUGGAUUUAUUCUUGGCCUACAGAGAAUUCCAGGGGGGGCAGCUGGUGGGACUCCAGGAAACAAGACACCAGUUCUAUUACAACAUGGCAUACUAAUGGAUGGAGCAGUGUGGGUGAUGUUACCUCCAGGUCAAUCUUUGGCAUUCCUCUUGGCAGAUAAUGGAUUUGAUGUGUGGCUUGCCAAUGCAAGAGGAACUGAAUCUAGCAGUGGACACACAUCGCUUCGUCCAAAUGACCCGGCUUUCUGGAAUUGGUCAUGGGAUGAAUUAGCAGGUUUUGAUCUCCCUGCUACAUUUCAAUAUGUGCACAACCAAACAGGACAGCAGCUGCACUAUGUUGCUCAUUCACUGGGAACUUUGACUGCUCUGUCGGCCUUUUCCAAAAAUCAGUUGUUGGAUAUGAUGAGAUCAGCUGCCCUAAUUGGACCUGUUGCCUACAUGGGUCAGAUAACAUCUCCGGUUGCAAAAGUGGCUGCUGAUGUCUUAACUGGCAAUGCAUCAUUCUGGCUAGGUGUUGCUGAAUUUGAUCCAAUGGGGGAUGCAGGUAGAACACUGAUCAAUGAUGUCUGCAGUACACCAGGUGUUGACUGUAGUGAUUUGUUGACUGCCUUCACAGGUCCCAACUGCUGCUUGAACAGGUCCAUGCUUGGUGUUUUCUUAAGCCAUGGGCCUCAGUCAACAGCAACAAAGAACCUCAUCCAUCAGUCUCAGAUGAUCAAAAAAGGAACCAUAACAAUGUAUGACUACAACAAUGAAGAUGAAAACAAGAAACACUAUGGACAGCCUACACCACCAGUGUAUGACAUGACACACAUUCCAAAUGAUGUUCCCCUCUUCCUUGGGUGUGGAGCAAAGGAUGCUCUUUCUGAUACCAAAGAUGUGCAGCUUUUGCUGGAUAACCUAAAAGAUCAUGUUAAAGAUAAACUAGUGGUUCAGACCAUUGAAAAUUAUGCUCAUGUAGAUUUUAUCUUUGCUGAAAAUGUUAAGCAAAUUAUAUAUGAUCCUCUUAUCGCUUUCGUAAAGCUUCAUUGAAGAUAUUGCUUGGGAAGAAUCCUGUGGCAAGAUGUGUUUCUUGCUGUUUCUUUCCCCUUCAAUGCUGUCAGUGGCUGUGUGGUGUUAAAUAAAACUGCUUGACCUUUAUGUCAGUAAAAUUGAUUGCAAAAA
This is a messenger RNA of Hevea brasiliensis (rubber tree), 1792 nucleotides long. RefSeq names its product triacylglycerol lipase 2. Gene Ontology annotation, molecular function: hydrolase activity, acting on ester bonds. The record is from RefSeq and is a predicted model, not a curated record. The coding region runs from base 362 to 1660 and encodes 432 amino acids. The transcript has 9 exons. Gene Ontology annotation, biological process: lipid metabolic process. Lineage: Eukaryota; Viridiplantae; Streptophyta; Magnoliopsida; Malpighiales; Euphorbiaceae.